Raphanus sativus (radish) is the source of this 644-nucleotide messenger RNA. RefSeq names its product tubulin-folding cofactor A. The transcript is spliced from 4 exons. Gene Ontology annotation, molecular function: beta-tubulin binding. Lineage: Eukaryota; Viridiplantae; Streptophyta; Magnoliopsida; Brassicales; Brassicaceae. Gene Ontology annotation, biological process: tubulin complex assembly; post-chaperonin tubulin folding pathway. Gene Ontology annotation, cellular component: microtubule cytoskeleton; cytosol. The record is from RefSeq and is a predicted model, not a curated record. Bases 175 to 507 code for a protein of 110 amino acids.
AUAUGAUAAAAAUUAAAAUAAUAUUUUUUCUUUCUAAAUAAUUUUUCUUUCUAAAAGGAAGAGAAGGGAAAGGGGUGGUGUAUUUUGGUUUUGGAUUUUGUCGCUCUGCGCCGCGUCCUCUCUCGUAAAGCUUCGUCUUCCUUCGAUCCCAUUCCUCUGUGAAAGAAAGAAACAAUGGAAGCGAUAAGGAAUCUGAAGAUAAAAACAUCAACUUGCAAAAGGAUUGUGAAAGAGCUUCACUCCUACGAGAAAGAGGUCGAGAGAGAAGCUGCCAAGACUGCUGCUAUGAAGGACAAUGGUGCUGACCCUUACGACCUCAAACAGCAGGAGAAUGUGUUGGGUGAGUCAAGGAUGAUGGUUCCUGAUUGCCACAAACGUCUCGAGGCUGCCUUAGCUGACCUCAAGUCCACUUUGGCGGAAUUGGAAGAGGCGACAGGUCCAGAAGUUGAAGAUGCAAAGAAGACAGUGGCAGAUGUGGAGAAGCAGUUUCCCACUGAAGAUGCCUGAUUUUACUAUCCCAUCCAGUGACUGUUGUUUGGUGUGUAUUAUUCUGAGAUUUGGUUCAACUCUUGACUUUAUUAACAAUUAUCAGUUGUGAGAAUCUCCGGGUUUUCUUUCAAUGCUACAACUAUUUUCGUUUUGCU